Messenger RNA from Carlito syrichta (Philippine tarsier), 2031 nucleotides. RefSeq names its product glucuronidase beta (gene GUSB). Gene Ontology annotation, biological process: glucuronoside catabolic process; carbohydrate metabolic process. The transcript is spliced from 11 exons. Bases 99 to 1814 code for a protein of 571 amino acids. Lineage: Eukaryota; Metazoa; Chordata; Mammalia; Primates; Tarsiidae. Gene Ontology annotation, molecular function: signaling receptor binding; beta-glucuronidase activity; carbohydrate binding. The record is from RefSeq and is a predicted model, not a curated record.
UGCCAGGUCUGGGGCUUCGAAGGACACUGGUCCUAGAUUCCUAGGGGGCUCGGACCUGACCCUGGCCCUUCUUCCUCCAGAGCGGUCCCACCCUGGACAUGCCGGUUCCCUCCAGCUUCAACGACGUGGGCCAGGAUGGGCAGCUGCGGAACUUCGUCGGCUGGGUGUGGUACGAGCGGGAGACAGUCUUGCCUCAACGGUGGACCCAGGACCUCAACACAAGAGUGGUGCUGAGGGUUGGCAGCGCCCACUACUACGCCAUCGUGUGGGUGAAUGGGGUCCACGUGGCAGAGCACCAGGGGGGUCACCUCCCCUUCGAGGCUGACAUCAGCAAGCUGGUCCAGAGUGGGCCCCUGUCCUCCUGCCGCAUUACCAUCGCCAUCAACAACACGCUCACCCCCCACACCCUACCGCCGGGGGUCAUCAUAUACAAGACCGAUACCUCCAUGUACCCCAAGGGUUACUUUGUCCAGGACACAUACUUUGACUUCUUCAACUACGCGGGACUGCAUCGGUCCGUGUUUCUCUACACCACACCCACCACCUACAUUGAUGACAUCACUGUCACCACCAGCGUGGACCAAGACACGGGGAUGGUGAAUUACCAGAUUUUUGUCCAGGGCAACGAAAGCUUUGAGCUGGAAGUGCGUCUUCUGGAUAAGGAAAACAAAGUUGUAGCCCACGGGACAGGGGGCCGGGGCCAGCUGCUGGUGCCCCAUGUCCACCUCUGGUGGCCAUACCUGAUGCAUGAGCAUCCUGCCUACCUGUAUUCGUUGGAGGUGAGGCUGACUGCUGGGUCUGUGUCCGACUUCUACACUCUCCCCGUUGGGAUUCGCACCGUGGCUGUCACAGAGAGGCAGUUCCUCAUCAAUGGGAAACCUUUCUAUUUCCACGGGGUCAACAAGCAUGAGGAUAUGGACAUCCGAGGAAAGGGCUUUGACUGGGCGCUGCUGGUGAAGGACUUCAAUCUGCUUCGCUGGCUUGGUGCCAACUCUUUCCGCACCAGCCACUAUCCGUAUGCCGAGGAGGUCAUGCAGCUCUGCGACCGCUACGGGAUCGUGGUCAUUGAUGAGUGUCCCGGAGCGGGCAUCAUGCUGCCCCAGAACUAUGACAACGUGUCUCUACAGCACCACCUGGAGGUGAUGGAGGAGCUGGUGCGCAGGGACAAGAAUCACCCUGCUGUUGUGAUGUGGUCUGUGGCCAAUGAGCCAGCUUCCUCUCUGAAAUCUGCUGGUUUCUACUUCAAGACGGUGAUUACCCACACCAAAGCCUUGGAUCCUUCCCGGCCUGUGACCUUUGUGACUGCGUCCAACUAUGCAACAGACCAGGGGGCUCCGUAUGUGGACGUGAUCUGUGUGAACAGCUACUUCUCUUGGUAUCAUGACUACGGGCACUUGGAGUUGAUUCAGCUGCAGCUGGAGACCCAGUUUGAGAACUGGUAUAGGACUUACCAGAAGCCAAUUAUCCAGAGCGAGUAUGGAGCAGAUGCGAUUGCAGGGAUUCACGAGGAUCCACCUCUCAUGUUCAGUGAAGAGUACCAGAAGAGUUUGCUGCAGCAGUAUCAUUUGGGUCUGGAUAAAAAACGCAAAGAAUACGUGAUUGGAGAGCUCAUCUGGAAUUUUGCUGACUUCAUGACUAACCAGACACCGGGGAGAGCGGUGGGGAAUAAAAAAGGCAUCUUCACGCGUCAGAGACAUCCAAAAAGUGCAGCCUUCCUUUUGCGAGAGAGAUACUGGAAACUUGCCAAUGAAACCAGGUAUCACAGAUCAGCAGUGAAGUCAAAGUGUUUGGAAAACAGCCCGUUUACUUUAUAAAGCAAGAACUACUUCUCCACUCACACUUCUGUCAGUCCCUGCCUCCCUGGGCAAGGAGAACAUCCACGGCAAACAGAGCAAGUGCUUCCUGGACUGUUCAUGGCAAACCAGGAUGUUUCUGGUCUGAAUUGUGUGGUAAUCUGCUAGAAGGGAAUGCUAGGUGUAUGGGAAUAAAGAGUUGGCAUAAAAAUGACUGCUGAAAAGCAUCUGGAAUCAC